CGUGACUAACUCCUACCUUUACCGAAAAUGUUGCAACCCAAAUUGGUGCCGUCCCUUGCUAUUUUAUUAUUCUCAUUCCAUUAUGUAGCUGCGGUUAAGAUUACAAUCCCACCAGGACGCACUGAAUGCUUGGGAGAGACGGUUGAAGCGGACCACUUCACGGUACCUGGAGGACCUCGGAUAGACGGACGCGUGCUGGUGAGCGGCAACAGUCAGUACUACGUACCCUUCGUCACAAUUCGGGUGCUCAGUCCGACCGGAGACCAAUUGUGGCAGCAGCAGCACGUGUACUCCGAAACCCACUUCAAUGUGGGAGCCAGGGGGCCAGGGUCGUACAAAGUCUGCUUCUACAACCCGUGGGAAUCCCGCACUGAGGCCGUAGUGGACCUGGUCUACUUCACAUUGGCUCACUUGCGGAGGGGCUCCGGACCCAUCAACAUACCCAAGGGGACCCAGGACGAUAGGAGCAAGGAGGUGGCGAGCCAAGACCACAUGGAGGAUGUACGGCGUACGAUCUACGGCAUGUCGGAGUUUAUGCAGGUCAUCCAGGGCAGCCAAAAGUUCCUGCAGCGCAAGCUGGAGCGCCACCAGCAGACCAUGGAGAGUAACCGACGGCGCACGCUGCUCUUCACGGGGCUGGAGAUGGGCGCAGUCAUCUUCGUGGGCCUGGUUCAGGUGCUGGCCGUCAUGGGCUUUUUCAAGCCGGGCAAGAACCUCAAAACGUUUGUGUGAAUGUGGUAGCAAUUGAGCAAAUUUUAUGGAGUCGUCGGGGGACUCACAUGGGGAACAUGCCACCCCCAUGGUUUGCCCAUCCCGAAGUAACGGUGUCCGCUUUGUUCGGCAGGUUGCGACGCAGCAGGGAUGUUCAGCAUGGCAACGGAGGCUGCUACUGUUACUGCAGUAGAAUAAAGGAGGGAAGGGAGGGGUAACUUCUGGGGUCGAGAGGCCUGGUUAAGACCGCUCUCAGAAGUACAUUUUCAGAGAUGACGUUAUGGUAAUGUCUCUGGCAUAUGUGGAUGACUGCUGGGCGGUAUGCGUGUAACAUUUAACUUC
Volvox carteri f. nagariensis is the source of this 1053-nucleotide messenger RNA. RefSeq lists its product as uncharacterized. Gene Ontology annotation, cellular component: endoplasmic reticulum; endoplasmic reticulum-Golgi intermediate compartment; Golgi apparatus. Lineage: Eukaryota; Viridiplantae; Chlorophyta; Chlorophyceae; Chlamydomonadales; Volvocaceae. The transcript is spliced from 7 exons. The coding region runs from base 28 to 732 and encodes 234 amino acids. The record is from RefSeq and is a predicted model, not a curated record. Gene Ontology annotation, biological process: endoplasmic reticulum to Golgi vesicle-mediated transport; intracellular protein transport; Golgi organization.